Molecule: messenger RNA, 3402 nt
Organism: Ipomoea nil (Japanese morning glory)
Lineage: Eukaryota; Viridiplantae; Streptophyta; Magnoliopsida; Solanales; Convolvulaceae
Product: receptor-like protein 12
Exons: 3
Coding region: 181-3099 (972 amino acids)
Molecular function (GO): protein binding
Source: RefSeq, a predicted model, not a curated record
UCUUUUACAGAUGAUAUUAAACCAACAGGUGUGGAAUGCGUUAGGCAGAAUGAAGAACUGAUAAGGAAACCCUCCACGGCUCCGCUCCCCUCUGCAUUUACCAACACUCUUCAUUUCUUCUUCAUAUUGCAUUUAGGACCAGAAUUCAAUCUCACACAGAGAGUUGGUGCGGAAAAAACUAUGAGGUGUUUGGAGAGGGAGAGAAAAGCUCUUAUUGAAUUCAAGAAAGGGCUUCUGGAUGACGAUGGCGUUCUGUCAUCUUGGGGUAGUGAGGAUCAUAAAAGAGACUGCUGCAAAUGGUGGGGUGUUCGUUGCAGCAAUAAGACCGGCCAUGUAACAGCCAUUGAUCUUCGCUGUCCCGUAGAUGAUGAUUUCUCGCCACUUCAAACUCCUUUGGGUGGAAAGGUUAGUCCAUCUUUACUUGAGUUGCGGCAUUUGAGUUAUCUCGAUCUCAGUUACAAUGAUUUCCAGGGGCAAAGCAUCCCAGCCUUCAUUGGUUCCCUCAACAGUUUGAAAGUGUUAAAUCUAGCAUUUGCCAACUUUGCUGGUAAUGUUCCAACUCAUCUUGGAAAUCUUACCAGUCUCCAUAUUCUAAAUGUUUCGUGGAAUUUUCAUUUAUCAAUCAACAGUCUUGAGUGGCUCUCUCAACUUUCUUCUUUAAGAUACCUUGAUCUUAGUGUAGUCCCCUUUGAACAAACCCUGUGGCCGGAAACAAUUGUUAACCUUCCUCAUUCCCUUGAGAAAUUGCGGCUGAGUAGUUGUGGACUGUUUGAAACUAUUCCCUUCACCAUCAACUCUUCUGCAUCUCUUUCAGUUGUCGAUUUCUCUCACAACAAUCUUACUCUUUCUUCAGUAUCCAACUGGUUGCAUAACUUCAGCACAGGUUUGACUAGCAUUGGCCUAUCAUAUAACAAUUUAGCAGGCCCCAUCCCUGAAACAUUUGGGUACAUGGAAUUUCUUCAGCACCUAGACCUUUCUGGAAAUUUUUUCUCAGGUAGCAUUCCUAAAUCUUUUAGGAAUUUAAGCCAUCUAAUCUCCCUUUCAUUAUCUGAUAACCAAUUAAGCGAACCCCUUUCUGAACUACUUGAAAAGUUAUCAGAACAUGCAGGUCAAUCACUAGAAUCCUUGUGGUUAGAUGGUAAUAAACUCAAUGGUUCACUCCCAGACAUUAGUACCAGAUUUUCAUCCUUGAGAGAAUUGGUUGUAUCAAAUAACCAAUUGGAUGGAUCUUUGCCACAAAGCUUUGGACUACCUUCAAGUCUUGAAUCUUUAGGUUUAAGGGGUAACAGAAUAAUGGGGUUAUUUCCAGACAUCAAAAGUUUUGGACUUGAAUCCCAUCUUAAGUUCCUGGAUUUGUCUGAUAAUCAAAUUACUGGGCCAUUGCCAGAUUUAACACCAUAUUCAUCAAUGAUAGAGCUGUAUCUCCAAGACAAUCAAUUGCAAGGGGUGAUAACUGAAGCUCAUUUUUCAAACCUUAGCCAAAUAAAAGUCUUGGAUUUAUCCUUUAACUCAUUGUCUUUGAACAUCAGUGAUGAUUGGAACCCUCCUUUCCAACUUGAGGCUAUAGGUUUAGCAAGCUGUAAAAUGGGGACUCAGUUUCCAAAAUGGCUGCAAACUCAGGGUGGAUUUUUCUCUCUUGAUAUCUCUUCCGCUGGUAUUUCUGAUACAGUGCCUGAUUGGUUUUGGGACCUCUCUCCCAGAAUUGAAUACCUGAACUUGUCUUACAACAAGAUUGAUGGCAAAGUUCCUGAUUUAUCAACCAAAUUUUCUGGUUCUCAAGUAAUAGAUUUUAGCAACAAUGGCUUUUGGGGUCUCAUACCUUCAAUUCCUCCAGAAGUCAAAUCAUUUCAUCUCUCACAUAAUAAGUUUUCUGGAUCAAUUUCUUUCCUGUGCACAGAUGCCACUCAUUUCACCGCUUCUCUUGACCUCUCAUAUAACCAACUCUCAGGAGAGAUUCCCAACUGCUUUGAGAACUAUGCAGAUUUGGUCGUACUAAAUCUUGCAAAUAAUUAUUUCUCUGGGAAACUUCCUCACUCUUUAGGCUUCCUGCAACGACUUGUGUCGUUACAUUUGAGAAACAACAACUUUACAGGAAAGUUUCCACGCUCAUUGCAAAACUGCACAUCAUUGAGAAUGAUCGAUUUUGGAGGAAAUCAAUUUACAGGGAGAAUCCCACCAUGGAUAUGGACAUCUCUAAGUAAGUUGAUCAUUGUAAGUCUUAGACAUAACAAGUUCAGUGGAGACCUGCCUCCAAGUUUGUGUCACCUUAACAAUAUUCAAGUCUUGGAUUUUUCUCGAAACAGAAUGGCAGGGAGAAUUCCAUCUUGCUUCUACAAUUUUACUUCUUUGAUUCAGAAAAACAAUUCCACAGGAAAGACUAUUGUAGGUGUUGGAGAAUAUUUUGGAGCAGUUUAUAAUAAUGUUGACUACAUAGACAACAUUUUGAUUCAGUGGAAAAACCAAGAUUCAGAAUAUAGGAACCUAUUGAGAUUUCUAAAGAGCAUUGACCUUUCAAGCAAUCACUUGAUAGGAGAUAUUCCUGAGGAAUUUUCUGUCUUGAGAGGAUUAAUUUCCUUAAACCUGUCAAGAAAUCAUUUGACAGGAAAAAUCAUCCCAGGAAUCAAUCAGAUGGAAAUGUUAGAAUCUCUUGAUUUGUCUAGGAACCAACUCUCAGGUGAAAUUCCAGCAGGCCUGGCUCAUUUGAAUUUUCUUAGUGUUCUUGACUUGUCGAACAACAACUUGUCAGGAAAAAUUCCAUCUGGCACUCAACUUCAGAGUAUCAACGCAACAUCUUAUGCCGGAAACAGUGGACUAUGUGGGGAUCCACUUCCCAAAUGUCAUGAAGAUGUUCCUGCCAUCAAAGAAAAAGGCGAUGAUUAUGAAGAAGAAGAAGAUGAUGAUAGGCUUUUGACGCUAGAGUUUUACAUAUCCAUGGUGCUGGGUUUUUCAGUAAGCUUCUGGGGCUUUGUGGUCACUUUGUUCCUCAAAGAUUCAUGGAGAUAUGCCUACUAUAGGUUCUUAAGUGACUCCAAAGAUUGGGUGUAUGUAACAAUGAAAGUUUCAUUUGUAAGACUGCAGAGGAAGUUUUGGCCACACUAGAUGGGAUGAUGGAUUCUGCAGAAAUCGGGCAUGAACACUGUACUACCAGCAGAAGUGCAGCAUUGCAUUAGAAAUUUGAAGAAACAAUGCAGUCAGUUUGAAGAUUUAAUUUGUGUGUUUUGUUCACCGGUCAUUUAGAAAAGAAAGUCUAUACUCCAACACCAUUUUCUUUUCACAUACAGUUCCUUUUGUUUGAUGUUAAUGUCCCUUUAAUAUUAUUGCUACGUGUGAUGCAUGGUGUUCCUUUUCACAUUGCCAACAACAGUUGAUGGUAUGACAGAUAAUAAAUUCCAAUAGCCUUUU